AUGGCAUCCUUAAGUAACAAUAACCCAAUCAAUUAUCUCAAGAAGGAACAAAAGGUGGAAGAAAAUGAUGUUCAUUAUCUCAGUUCUCUCAAGAAUGAGAGGAAAAAGAUAUAUGAAGACUACAAUGAGUGUAAUAUGGAAGAUGUCGAACAUGAUGGCUUCGAGGAAGAAGAUUAUUCUGACUUCGAUGAUAGUGAUGAUAGCGAUGACAGCGAUGACAGCUAUGACAACUAUGACAGCGAUGACAGCGAUGACAGCGAUGACAGCGAUGACAGCGAUGACAGCGAUGACAGCGAUGACGAAGAGUGUAGCUUUUCAGCGAUGACAGCUGAAAAGGAAAAGUGGGAGGCAAAAAAGUUGUUGAUGUCAAUGGGAAAGGGAAAGCUUUAA
Impatiens glandulifera is the source of this 390-nucleotide messenger RNA. Its product is annotated as phosphopantothenoylcysteine decarboxylase subunit VHS3-like. NCBI's taxonomy places the organism in Eukaryota, Viridiplantae, Streptophyta, Magnoliopsida, Ericales, Balsaminaceae. The coding region runs from base 1 to 390 and encodes 129 amino acids. The transcript has a single exon. The record is from RefSeq and is a predicted model, not a curated record.